AUGACAUCGCCACAUCCCUCAUCCCCGCAAAGCUGUCAUCCGUUCCUGACACUCCCCCUCGAACUCCGCCUCCUCAUCUGGGAAACCUUUGGCUCACAACCCCGCGUCUUCGAAUACAGAGAAGACACCCACCUCAUCAAGCCUCCCCACGAGUACCGCCACCCACGCGCCGCCGGCCUCCUCACAAACGCCGAAUCGCGAAAAGCAACCCGCGCCCUCUUCCGGCCCUUCCCGCACCCGUACGACAUCCAAAAGGAUUCCCGCCCGUCGCCACCGCCCCUGGAAUUCGUCCCGUCUUCGGAUAUCAUCUACCUCCCACCGCUCGUCUACCGCAGACGCCUCGGCGCGUGGGAUUCGCUGUGGACCACGAAACCGGGCAUCGAGAAUGUUGGAAUUCACUGGUCUGUUCUCCUCGAUGAGCGGCGUAUCGCGGAGGCGCUGCGGGCUUGUUCGCGCUGUUUCACCGAUGUGAGGAGGUUGUCCGUCUUCGUCGAAUUUAAGCCGCUACCACAACCGGAGGAAGAAGUUGGUAAUGGCGGGAUUGUGAGGUUGUUGGGUCCUGCAGAGGAUGAGUACCGCCUGCCGAGUUUAUAUGCCGAGGCGCAUGGGUUGAUGGAUGAGUUUUGGACGUGGGGGGAGUUGAGGGCGGCACUUGAGAAGGUUAGGAAGGCGAUGAAGUGGACGCCUGAGAUUGAAGGGGUGUUGUAUACCAGAGAGAUGGAGGAGGCAUCUGCUUUCUGA
Messenger RNA from Colletotrichum phormii, 741 nucleotides. RefSeq lists its product as uncharacterized. Bases 1 to 741 code for a protein of 246 amino acids. Lineage: Eukaryota; Fungi; Ascomycota; Sordariomycetes; Glomerellales; Glomerellaceae. The record is from RefSeq and is a predicted model, not a curated record. The transcript has a single exon.